AAAUUCCGCAAUCUUAUCUCAAGUUUUUGUAUCAUUAUAGCAGCCGACAAUACUUCAGUCUCUCGGUUAAUCAUGCACAGAGUCAGUGGAGGAGUAUUUGCCCGUCUCUGCGGUUCUAGAAUAUCUAAUCAACUUAAUGAGAAUGUUUGCAAUUAUUCUCGUUCCUUAGUCAGCCCACAGAAUGGUCCAAAGAUAGCUGUGGUGGGGGCUGGCCCUGCAGGAUUCUACGCUGCUCAACAUAUUGCUCAGGCAAGGCCCGAUGCAACAAUAGAUAUUUAUGAAAAGCUUCCAGUGCCAUUUGGACUAGUGAGGUUUGGUGUCGCUCCUGAUCAUCCAGAUGUAAAGAAAUGUAUAUCAACCUUUAACAAAACUGCCGAAUUACCCAAUAUUACGUUCUAUGGAAACACUGCUCUUGGAAGAGAUAUAAGUCUAAAGCAAUUGAAGCAGUGCUAUAACAGUGUACUACUUAGCUAUGGAGCAGAGGAGGAUCAACGUCUUGGUAUCCCUGGCGAGCACCUUAAAAAUGUCACAGCUGCUAGGUCGGUUGUAUCUAUGUAUAAUGGUUUACCAGGAGCUCAGGGUGUUGAAAUAAACCUGGAUACUGAGACCGUUGUUAUUAUUGGAAUAGGGAAUGUUGCUGUUGAUGUCGCCAGAUUAAUUCUUACACCCAUAGAUGUUCUAAGGAAGUAUGACACUACUGAAGAUUGGUUGGAAAAGUUGCGCAGUAGUCGUGUCAAGCGUGUGGUAUUAAUUGGUAGACGUGGACCUCUCAAUAUCAGUUUUACAGUUAAAGAACUCAGAGAGAUGCUGAAGCUCGAAAAUGUGCGUCCAGUCUUUCACAAGGAACAAUAUUUACCUUUCAAGGAACAGGUUGCUAAACAGGAACGUGGACGAAAACGUGUGAUUGAGCUCUUAUUUAAAAGUGCACUUACUGAACCUGAACCCGAAACUGCUGAAAGAUGGGCCAGGGCAGAAAAAGAGAUGGAACUAAAACUGCUUAGGUCGCCACUUGAGUUCUUGCCGGGUCGUGACGGUAAAUCUGUGGAGAAAAUAAAACUGGCAGUGAAUGUCAUGAAGGGAGACACUGUAAUGGAGACAAAAGAAACUGAAGAAAUAGAAACUGGUUUAGUUCUUAGAUCUAUUGGGUAUAAAUCGAUUCAAGCAGACAAGGACUUGCCAUUUAAUGAUAAGAAAGGAGUUGCGAAAAAUGUUGAUGGUCGUGUGAGUGAAGGGGUAUAUGCAGCAGGCUGGUUAGCUACCGGACCCAGAGGAGUGAUUGUAGAUACCAUGGGAACAGCAUUCAAGAUUGGAGCAAAUGUUGUAGCAGAUCUAGAAAAAGGACAUAAGGAGAAUCCAGGACGAUCUGGAAUGCCUAGUUUGCCAAAAAGUACAAGCUGGAAAGAUUGGCGUAAAUUAGAAAAGAUCGAGAUGGAAGCUGGAAAACUCAUUGGGCGACCUAAAGAAAAGAUAACUUCCGUUUCUGAGAUGCUUAGCAAAAUUCAGUCAUAAUUGUUUAAAUGCCAAUGCUAACUUCUUUUUAAAAACUGCAUUUAAUUAUAGAGCCUUUAACUUUA
This is a messenger RNA of Eurytemora carolleeae, 1574 nucleotides long. RefSeq names its product NADPH:adrenodoxin oxidoreductase, mitochondrial-like. The transcript has a single exon. Gene Ontology annotation, cellular component: mitochondrion. The record is from RefSeq and is a predicted model, not a curated record. Gene Ontology annotation, biological process: ubiquinone biosynthetic process. The coding region runs from base 73 to 1509 and encodes 478 amino acids. Lineage: Eukaryota; Metazoa; Arthropoda; Copepoda; Calanoida; Temoridae.